Molecule: messenger RNA, 1556 nt
Organism: Ceratotherium simum simum (southern white rhinoceros)
Lineage: Eukaryota; Metazoa; Chordata; Mammalia; Perissodactyla; Rhinocerotidae
Product: V-type proton ATPase subunit S1-like protein
Cellular component (GO): proton-transporting V-type ATPase complex
Molecular function (GO): ATPase activator activity
Source: RefSeq, a predicted model, not a curated record
AAUCUUCUCCCUAAAAAUCUUUCAGUGAGAUAAUCAAACAACCUGAAUAGACCCAGGGUUUAACUCUAUACUCUAAAUUAAGCAGUAUCAGGCCCCUCCCUCCAACCUCCCCCACACAUAAUACAUCCUGGGAAAGCUGUCCUCUUAUUGGUUGAAUGUAUUGUCAGUCACAUGGCCUGAAAAGUACUGCCUCUGCUCUGUUUGCAUUUAUGAAUUAACAGAUGUGCUUGGUUUGAAGAAACUGAUUCAUUUCUUGAUGGGAAGAAAAAUCUUGUUUAGUUUUUCACUUAUUUUUUUAUGUAUGGGAUUUUCACUAACUUUGGACCAGAUAUUUGCCAGGAAGAAUGUAAGUUUCAGCUCUCGAACAUCGUCAAAUAAAGAGACGGUUGUAAACAGUGAUCAACAGAAUAAUGGAGAUAUGAAAACAAUCCAGAAUUUCACAACAAUACCAAUGACACAGGCUCUCAGCUACAAUCUGAGCAGACAAGGCCAUUUGGAGAAAGAACCUUGGAAUGCGUUCAGCCAUCAUAGUCCAGUUAAUGUCUCCAUGGAUGGAAUUCCCUGCAUUCUCUUCUGGGCCAAAAGAAUAACAAUUAAAUUUAAGAAUCAGACCUGGCUGGACCUUACAGGUGAAGCUUUUGGCCAGAAGGCAACAGUGGAUGCUGGCAACUCAAACUGCAGUCAGGAAAGUGCCACGUUGUCUCUAAAGUUUGGUGAUGCUGAAAAUCCCAGAUGUCUUGAUAUAAGAUUCACCCUUACCAAUUACAACAAGUUGUCCAUCCAGAGCUGGUUUAGUUUGCACCGAGUUGAGAUUAUUUUCAAUAAUUCCAUCCAAGCGACUUUCAAUGCGACUGGCAUCUAUGCUCCGUCAAGCUCUUCCUACCACUGCCAGCACGUCAGCAGCCUGCAGCGCUACGAUGCCCUCUUGGUGCCCAGCGACACGGGUGAUAGGUCAAGCCUGUGGGAGGUCACGUUUGUUGAUUUCCAGAUCCAAGGCUUUACCAUCAAGGGAGGACAAUUUGCCAAGGCCCGAGACUGCGCCUCUUCCUUCUCACCAGCUGUUCUGAUCGGCCUGGCGAUGUCCCUGAUCCUGCUGCUGGUGCUGGCCUACGCCCUGCACAUGCUCAUCUACCUGCGCUAUCUGGACCGGCACUACAGUUUCAUCGCCCCUCCGGCCCACUUCCCCCAGCUGAAAGCCCGAGAUGCAGCAGAAGAGAAGGAGUUGCUGAAGAGCCAGGGAGUUGAAUGCUAUGAACUGAGAAGCCAACAGAUCUGCAAAAUUUAUGUUUAACAGCACAGGCACGUCUCGCUCAAGUCCACAAUGGGCUUUGAAAGGACUUGUUUCUGUUCUCUGAUGUUUGACUUGUGAUAUAAGGUUUUCACCAAAUGGCUUGAUUAAAAAAAAGAAAAGGAAAAUACAUAAUAAAUCACUUUUGAAGCAUCUACUGGCCUAUUUAGAUAGACUUGGGGCAAUAAAAAAGGUAUCUCAGGAAUCCCACAGACAUAAAUGUGAUUGUUGCCCCAAAGCUACCUUGAAAGCAAAGGGAUGUUUCAAG